CCCACUGUGGCAUUUUCAACAUGUGGAGCAACUGCAAAAGUAACGUUAGCAACGUUAGCAUGCUGGCCGGCUUCACAACCAAUCACAACCAGCAUCUGACCGUGGUACUGAUGGCUGCGAUGUCCCUUGUGGUCUUCUGCAUUGGCUGCUCGGCGGAGGUGCGGAAGAUCUGGGGACACUUGCGCCACCCAACAGGUAUCCUGGCCAUCGCUGUGAUUAUCCUGGGCUCGUGUCCUGGAGGGAUCUUUUCCAACAUCAUCACCUACUGGAUAGAUGGGGACGUGGAGCUCAGCAUCACCAUGACGAGUAUCUCCACCCUGCUGGCUACCGCUGGCUUGCCACUGUCUCUGUACAUCUACACGCAGGGAUGGAUCGCGGCAGGAUGUAUCCAGAUCCCUUAUCUCCAGAUAGGAUUCACUUUUAUCACUAUGAUCAUCCCAGUGAGCUUUGGGAUCGUGACCAAAUACAAGUGGCCAAAAGCAGCAAAAAUCAUUUUGAAGAUUGGGUCAGCGAUAGGUGGUCUGGUGAUUAUGGGUCUCGGUGUUAUCAGUGUUCUACUUGAGAAAGUGAGAUGGAACACAAGCUGGCCCCUCCUUGUCAUUGGAGGCGUGUUUCCCAUCUUGGGUGGUCUGGCUGGAUUUGGCAUUGCUGUUGUACUGCAACAACCUUUGAAUCGGUGCAGGACCAUCGCCAUGGAGACAGGAGCUCAGAACAUGCACAUCUGUUUAGGUGUGCUGCAGUUGGUUUUUUCCCUGGAACAGCUUGCAGAAGUAAUCAUGGUAACAGUUAUGUACUCCAGCGUUCAGCUGUGCGGGGGCUUGCUGCUGGUGUUAGUCUUUCAGAUGUAUAAGAAAAAAUGUCAGAAGCAGCCCUUCACCGCCACGGAAAAACAGAAUCAGAGUUCUCGCAGUGUGCCGCGUUCACAUGGAGAAAUCCAGAGUGUUCGAAUGUGACUUUUUCUGGGCACCAGAGCAAAGCAGUAAUGAAAUGACCCAGAAGGUAAACAUUAAAUGAGUUAAAAAUUACGGAACAGCAUUGCUCAUCAUUUCAGUUUACUUGUAGAUCAGGAAUCCAAUGGAUUAUGGUUUUAAGAAAAACAAAUUUGGGUGACUGUGCAUGCAGACAUGCAAACAUUGGGCUAAAUUUCCUCCCUACAAGUCGAGUCUUGUUUAAUUUUUCCUUUCCUUUAAACAUUGGUAGGUUUUUACAGCCAAUUAUAACUAAUUUAGCAUGACAAUAUUUCCAUUUGUUGUUGCUGUUCCUAUGGUAACUAAUAAUUAUAUGUUAAUGCAUACAUUAAGUAUACACCAUGUUAUAUUUACUGUUUUAUUUUAUUUUAUGAUUGCUUAAAAUACAUUAAUUGUUUUGGGGGUGUAACAAGAAAAUGUGACCAUAAAUCUGAAUAUUUAAUUUGUAGUUGAUUUUGUUUGGUAACAUAUUGUAAAGUGUUAGAGGUGGUUUAUCCAGAAUCUUAUCUUAUCUUAUCUUAUCACACUUGUGUUCUUCAGCCCUUUUCUGCUCUGUUUCUCUUUCUCUCCCUCCCUUCUUAAAUUAUCCCAUUGUAGUGAAGUCGGCCAGCACGCUGCAUUUUUUGCACCUGGGCUCUGACGUGCUUUAUCACCAUUCUGUGUCCCGUAGUCCUCAAAUAUACUUCACCAACUGUAUGUGUGUGUGUGUGUGGUGUGUCUGAGAGAGAGAGAGAGAGAGAGAGAGAGAGAGAGAGAGAGAGAG
Electrophorus electricus (electric eel) is the source of this 1731-nucleotide messenger RNA. Its product is annotated as sodium-dependent organic anion transporter-like. Gene Ontology annotation, biological process: bile acid and bile salt transport. The record is from RefSeq and is a predicted model, not a curated record. NCBI's taxonomy places the organism in Eukaryota, Metazoa, Chordata, Actinopteri, Gymnotiformes, Gymnotidae. Gene Ontology annotation, molecular function: bile acid:sodium symporter activity. Gene Ontology annotation, cellular component: membrane.